CAUAGCAUGCGGCAGAAGUGUUUGUCGGAGGCCAAUUUACGGACGAUUGAGACGCGCACACUCAGCGCUUCCAAUCUGGCUGCUCUGAGACAUAAGGACCUGUCGCUGAAGCCGGCGAUGUCGUCCAAGGCGUACAACAACCCAAAUUCACUAUCGGCGGUGGCCAAGGCGAGUUUCGAGGCUAAAGCGCGGAAGUACUUCUACCAACUGACUACGGGUUGCCAGCGCCUGGGCUGUCGCAACAAAUUCUGCGCCAGUUGCGAGUCGUCCCUGCAGCUCACCCCUGAUCUGGCCACCAUCAUGGCCAUACAGUUAGCCUCGCGCACACGCACCUGCUUCUGUAAACCCAUUGCCGAGUGCGAAG
Molecule: messenger RNA, 364 nt
Organism: Sphaeroforma arctica JP610
Lineage: Eukaryota; Ichthyosporea; Ichthyophonida
Exons: 2
Source: RefSeq, a predicted model, not a curated record